AACAAUACAUCUGCUCCAGCAGAAAUUCAUACCUCGGUUGAAGAGGCAAAAAAAGCUGAAGAAACAGCGCGUCAAGAACGAAUUGAAGAUAAACAAGCCGAAUUAAACGCACAUAAUGAAGCAAAUCUAUUUAAAAAAGAAAUAGAACAUAAAGACAAAAAAUGA
This is a messenger RNA of Funneliformis mosseae, 165 nucleotides long. The record is from the annotation of a GenBank genome assembly. NCBI's taxonomy places the organism in Eukaryota, Fungi, Glomeromycota, Glomeromycetes, Glomerales, Glomeraceae.